AUGGGCCAAGGAAAGUUACCUGCUCGGAUCACGGUGCCCCUCUCCGUCCUCAACCAGCCACUGAAGAACAAGAGCGUUGUGACGACACCGAUUAAAGGAAGUCUUAACACAAAUCUUAGCAGUCUGGGCAGGAACAUCAUCUUGACCACCAUGCCUGCUGGCACGAAGCUGAUUGCGGGGAACAAACCGGUCAGUUUUGUCACGGCCCAACAGUUCCAGCAGCUUCAGCAGCAGGGACAAGCCACACAGGUUCGGAUCCAAACGGUUCAGACGCAGCAGCUCCAGCAGCACGUGGCGACAGGCUCCCCAAAGUCUGUUUCAGCGGUGGUCGUCACAACGGCUCCCUCCCAAAAAAAUGCCCCUGAUCCUCCACCUGCGCAUCAGCAGUGAGCUUGUCUGUAUCGUCGCUCCAAUCUGGCUUUGCUCAGAACUCCCCGUUUUUGUUGCAACCUUAAAUAUGUUUGCAGUUUCAUGCAGAAUUAAAAAAAAUCCAAGGAAAAGAUGACUAAAAUGGUCAUUUCCUUCAGAAUCUCAAGUGUUUACUGGUUGUUUCGUUAAUAUUUAAAUGUCAGAAUUGGUCAUUUUUAUUAAACCAUUAAUACAACCUUCA
Molecule: messenger RNA, 610 nt
Organism: Nematolebias whitei (Rio pearlfish)
Lineage: Eukaryota; Metazoa; Chordata; Actinopteri; Cyprinodontiformes; Rivulidae
Product: nuclear factor related to kappa-B-binding protein-like
Exons: 4
Coding region: 1-390 (129 amino acids)
Source: RefSeq, a predicted model, not a curated record